AUGGAAGGAGCACAGAAGGCAGAGGUGAAGAAGAUGGACAGAAGAGACACCCGGCUGAUCUGCUCUUUGCUGUUGUUUAUCAUCACUCAGGUUUUGUGCCAGCUGUGCACUGGGCCAUGUCAGUGCCCAGCCACCAUGCCACGCUGCCUUGUUGGUAUUCCUCUAAUGUUAGACAGCUGCGGGUGCUGCCAGGUUUGUCCUAGGCAGGAGGGCGAGGCCUGCACCGACCGGCUGCCCUGUGACACCCGCCGAGGGCUCCAGUGUGACUACAGCGCCAGCUUCCCUGGAGGGCCAGGACAGUGUGUUGAUAGGAACGAGCUGGGAUGUGAGCUGAAUGGCAGGAAGCUGGAGGAGGGACAGGUAUUUCAACCUUCCUGUGCCCAGCUCUGCCACUGCCUGGGAGGAGGGGUGACCUGCGUGCCCCUGUGCAGCGAUGAUCUGCAGAGGCCCGUUGAUAAGUGUCACAACCCUCAGCUGGUGCGACUACCGGGGCGCUGCUGCAAAGAGUGGGUGUGUGAGGGCCAGGACAACAGCAUCUCGUCAAAUCCAUCAGGAGGUGAGCAGACGCAUCAGGACUACGGGCGUGGGCUGUCCGGCCUGUCGUUCGGCUCCAUCUCCAACUGUAUCGAGUGGACAUCAGACUGGAGCCCCUGCUCCCACAGCUGUGGCCCAGGUGUCUCCAUCCGCAACACAAACAGGAACUGGGCUUGCCGCCUGCAGACUGAGACCAGACUGUGCCAGGUCAGGCCAUGCCAGAUUCUGAUGCCGGGGCUCCGAACACUACUGCCGGGUUCGGGGGUGUGCGAGAGCAGCUACAGUUCACCUCUGUCCAUUCAUCUGGAACAGCAGGGCUGCUGGAGCACCAGAGCCUACCGUCCCAGGUUCUGUGCCUUGACCUGUCCGGAGGGACGCUGCUGCAGCCCCUCCCACACCAGGACAGUGCGGAUGGUUUUUCGUUGCCCCCAAGACAGGCUCACUCAGCAGCAGGUGAUGAUGAUCGAGUCCUGCUCCUGCAGCAUCUCCAACUGCCGGCGGUCCACAGCUGCCCGGAGUGUCCUGCCUUGGCCGUGAGCUGCAUUUGUAUCUGGCUCCUAGAAAGAUGGGCGGGUCCCGUCUGCAAGGAAAGUGACCAAACCUACACAUGACACAUGAGGCAGCGUUUCAAAAUUAUGGAAAUAUUACAAAUAGGAUUGCAAACUUGACAUUCGACAACAGCUGUUGUAGUAAUAGUGCAGUAUGAGGCUAAAUCCAGCAAAUACA
This is a messenger RNA of Anoplopoma fimbria (sablefish), 1260 nucleotides long. RefSeq names its product CCN family member 5-like. The transcript is spliced from 6 exons. Gene Ontology annotation, biological process: signal transduction; cell adhesion. Bases 1 to 1071 code for a protein of 356 amino acids. Gene Ontology annotation, cellular component: extracellular region; extracellular matrix. Gene Ontology annotation, molecular function: heparin binding; integrin binding. Lineage: Eukaryota; Metazoa; Chordata; Actinopteri; Perciformes; Anoplopomatidae. The record is from RefSeq and is a predicted model, not a curated record.